This is a messenger RNA of Aureobasidium musti, 516 nucleotides long. The record is from the annotation of a GenBank genome assembly. Lineage: Eukaryota; Fungi; Ascomycota; Dothideomycetes; Dothideales; Saccotheciaceae.
AUGAUCCAAAGGAGAGGCAUCUACCGGACGAUUUCGCUCACAGGUACACUUCUAUUGAUGCUAGGCGUCAUCUUUCUGGCCAAUGCGACGAAAGCUUUGCAACUAGCUUGGGCUGUCAUCUACGUCUUGUUGAAUGCCGCGUACUGGUCAUUCGCUGCUCUUCCUAAACGUUUCCACUGGGAUCUGGAGCGCUACAAAGUCACCGAAGUGGGUAUCGAGAGACCCAACUUUCACGACAAUCGAUUCACGGAUGCUCUGUUCAAAGCCAUCCUAUUCGCACAAGGAGCGGAUUGGGCCAGAAUUGGCGAAGCUGCUGCACCUAGGACCAAGAUCUGGGACGACUGGCUUGACGAAGCAGAGCUUGUAGCUCUCUCGUGCAAUGGUCUCAACACAGNNGCAAUUAUCAGAAUCUCAAAUGGCCUGGUCGUGUUGAUGCUUCGGGAGAGAUACAGCCAUAUCCUAGGGACUGGCAACCACAUCCUGCUUGGAAGGCUAUAUACGAUAAGUCUCGUGUAA